This is a messenger RNA of Nicotiana attenuata, 801 nucleotides long. Its product is annotated as KRAB-A domain-containing protein 2-like. NCBI's taxonomy places the organism in Eukaryota, Viridiplantae, Streptophyta, Magnoliopsida, Solanales, Solanaceae. The record is from RefSeq and is a predicted model, not a curated record. Gene Ontology annotation, biological process: DNA integration. Gene Ontology annotation, molecular function: nucleic acid binding. The coding region runs from base 1 to 801 and encodes 266 amino acids. The transcript has a single exon.
AUGGCUACAAAAGUGCUUGAAUGUGGAUACUAUUGGCCAUCAAUCUACCAAGACGCAAAUCAAAUGGUCAAGGCAUGUGAUCAAUUUCAAAGACAAGGGUCAAUAUCUAAAAGAAAUGAGAUGCCUAUGAAUUUUUUAAUGGAGGUCGAGAUCUUUGAUGUGUGGAGGAUAGACUUCAUGGGCCCUUUGGUGAGCUCUUAUGGCAUGACAUAUAUCUUGGUGGCUGUGGACUACAUCUCCAAAUGGGUCGAGACAAGCGCCUUGCCCAACAAUGAAGCAAGAAGUGUGACUGCAUUCUUGAAGAAGAACAUAUUCACGUCGUACGGUACUCCCACGACCAUCCUUAGUGAUGGUGGUUGUCACAUUUGCAACAAGGCUUUCACCGAGUUGCUUGAAAAGUAUGGCGUAAAGCAGAAGGUGGCCACACCUUAUCAUCCUCAAUCGAGUGGUCAUGUUGAAGUCUCUAACAGGGAAAUCAAAAACAUCCUAGUAAAAACUAUCAAUGCAAAUAGUACUGACUGGUCAAGGAAGCUAGAUGACGCGUUGUGGGAAUAUCGCGCAGCAUUUAAGACUCCCAUUGGUACCUCACCGUACCGGUUGGUUUUUGGUAAGGCGUGUCACUUGCCAGUGGAGCUUGUACACAAAGCCAUGUGGGCUCUGAAAAAGUUGAAUCUUGACUGGGCCGAAGCUGCUAACCUGACAAUGAAACAACUCAAUGAGAUGGAAGAAUUCUGCCUCCAUGCCUAUGAGAGUGCAGCCAUGUAUAAGGAGAGAAUGAAGUUUUCCACAAGAAGAUCUUGA